This is a messenger RNA of Perca flavescens (yellow perch), 1283 nucleotides long. RefSeq names its product abraxas 1, BRCA1 A complex subunit (gene abraxas1). The record is from RefSeq and is a predicted model, not a curated record. Bases 2 to 1111 code for a protein of 369 amino acids. NCBI's taxonomy places the organism in Eukaryota, Metazoa, Chordata, Actinopteri, Perciformes, Percidae. Gene Ontology annotation, molecular function: polyubiquitin modification-dependent protein binding; microtubule binding. The transcript has 9 exons. Gene Ontology annotation, biological process: mitotic spindle assembly; protein K63-linked deubiquitination; attachment of spindle microtubules to kinetochore. Gene Ontology annotation, cellular component: nucleus.
UAUGGUUAGCCUCAUAAUGACGGACUGCGUUGGAAAAACGCAUGUUUUUACUGCGGCUAUGUUGCGCUUCAGUAGCUCUUCUGAUUCAUCGCAUCCGUUAUCAACAAGCAGCAUGGCGGAGCCGACUGUCCGGAUGUCUGGGAUUGUGUUAGCUUCUCUAAUGUUCCAGCAUGUUAACAGUGAUUCGGACGUGGAAGGUCUGAUCCUAGGAGAGAGUAAGUUCGAGGAGCAGAUCACCAUCAGCGACUCUCAGGCCGACCACAUCCACAUCGAGGAAAUCUACAACAUCCAGAAGCACAUAGCCUGCCCCAGACUGAACCACUUCUACAACAGUGUAGGAGAAGUAAACGUGGAGGUUGUGAAGAACAUCCUGGCCGACAGUAAGCAGGAGAGCGUGAUUGGCUGGUACCGACAGCGCAGGAACUCGGGCCAGCAGAUGACGUUCAGAGAGAAGCUGGUCCACGAGAACGUGAUUGGCUGGUUCCAACCUGACAUGAGUUUGUGUGUCACGCCCAGCAGGCUCCGGGCCCAGGAGAGGCGUGAUUGGCAGUGUGUGAACGUGCCCCUGCUGGUCUCUAACCUGGGGCUGCUGGAGCAGCUGGCCUACUGGAAGGUUUCGGCUCCGUGCUCGGCGGCCGGUUAUCACCUCACCAUGAAGACACACAGCUCCAGGUUCUUCUCGGCCAAUGGGCUGCUGAGGGAGGUCAACGAUGUCAACACCAUGAACGAGUCUCUGCAGACAGAGCUGCAGAGAGCCUGCAGAGAGCUGGAGGAGAGUGAGCGUCUGGUGGAGAGCCUGCAGGCCGAGGUCUCAGCUCUCAGGACCAGACUCAGAGAGAAGCAGCAGCAGCACGGAGCAGCUGCAGACCCCGCCCCCCCCCAGCAGCAGCAGCAGAAGAAGAACGAGCGUCUCCAUGACGCCGUCAGCGUCCUAUUGGCCGUCUCUCCUCUGUUCCACUCGCAGACGUUAACCCUCGAUGCGUUUCCUGUUCCUGUUUCCUGCUGCCGCGUCUCCACGGAAACGCCACCGCCACCGCCACCGCCCGGCAGGAAGAGGCCGAGAGGAUCGCCGGCGGGGAGGGACGGGAAACGCAGGAAGAGCAACUCCUGACAGAGAUACUGACCAAUCAGAGGCCAGAGGCUAGUUCACCAGAGCCACUGACCAAUCAGAGGCCAGACGCUAGUUCACCAGAGCCACUGACCAAUCAGAGGCUAGUUCACCGCUGGCCAUGGCGCCUUUUGUUAGAUGGUUUUUCCCUUUCUUUCACUUUUUUACUUUUACA